Stegodyphus dumicola is the source of this 2924-nucleotide messenger RNA. RefSeq lists its product as uncharacterized. Gene Ontology annotation, biological process: regulation of transcription by RNA polymerase II. The record is from RefSeq and is a predicted model, not a curated record. Lineage: Eukaryota; Metazoa; Arthropoda; Arachnida; Araneae; Eresidae. Gene Ontology annotation, molecular function: DNA-binding transcription factor activity, RNA polymerase II-specific; RNA polymerase II cis-regulatory region sequence-specific DNA binding.
GAACAUCAAACUCUUGGCUGACAUUUUGUGAAACAAGGAGGUUAGAAUAGAUAAUAGAUAUUCUCCUUGGUUUAAAAACGGGAACCAUUUUUUACUUCGUUACAUUCGGUUCUUAUCAGAGGAGAAAGAUCAUGGCGUUUUUUAUGUGUGAGGUUUGGAAAAAAUUCGUUGAGACAAAAGCGUGAAAUGGGCUUGAGCCUAAAAGCUCAUGGUAAAUAACUUGGCGAUGAAAUAAGUGGUUGAUCAUUCUACAACAUAGAAAAAAUCGCAACGGCUCCUGUUUGUUCUCCUGUACGUCGUAAAUAUUUCCUCGAAACAUUGCUGUAGUUAUAAAAUUGUUUAAUCUCUUUCAUAUUUAAUUUGAAGCAAUGAAUGGACAAACUAAACUACAUGAGUGCUAGGGUGACAAAUCAUGAGAGUCCGAAAUACAACAAACUUAUUUCUCAUGAAAUGUAUACCUGAAAACCAUGCUUUUAGUAUGAGGUUCUAGAUCUGUCUUCUGUGUAAUAUGUAUUAGCAUUUCAUAUAACAUAUGCAUGCACCAAUUGCUUUGCUUAGCUCUGAGCAUUCCAGGUUUCAUCCUGAAAUUGUAACAUUUCUCAGAAUGACAUGAAUAAGUGAUAAGUUCUUGAUUCCAAAGUGACCCUCUCAGUUUUUCCAAUAUAUUUCAGUACAACGUAUAUUGGAAAAUAUCGUGUAGAAAGAAACUCCUUAAAACAGUUCGUACCUACUCAACAGAAAGUGAGGUAGGUAAAAGUCAUUUAAAACAAAAGGGUGAAUUAAACCCACCUUUACUUUUAAAUGCACCGUGUGAUAUAACCAUGGUGUGAAGUAUGUAAUAAAUCAUUUGCUGGUAACUCUAGUUUCAAAGUCCACAUGCUUAUUUACACAAAAGAGAAAGCUCAUGUAAUCUGUGUGUAACAAGUCAUUUAGACUAAAGGGUUUAAACAAUCAUAUAUGUAUUGACUCCCGAAAGAAACCUUGUGCAUGGGAUAUGUAGAUGGUGUGGUUCUUUCAACAAACAUCUGCAUGUACAUACAGCAGGAAAAACUCAUGUGUAAGGUAUGUAAGAGUUCAUUUGGAUGAAAGAGCAUUUUAAACGUGCAUUUGCUUAUUCACGCAGGAAAGAAACUUCACGUAUGUGAAAUAUGUAAAAGUCAUUUACUCAAGAGGCACUUUAAUGAACAUAUUUACACAGGAAAAAAUGUCAUCUGUGUGAGCUAUGUAACAAGUCAUGUACUCAAGAAGGUUAUUUAAAUAAACAAAUGCUUAUUCACACAGGAAAGAAACCUCAUGUCUGUGAGGUAUGUAACAAGUCAUUUGUUCAAGCUAGUUUUUUAAACAAGCAUAAGCAUAUUCACACAGGAGAGAGACCUCAUGUGUGCGAGAUAUGUAAUAAGUCAUUUAUUGAAAAAAGUCGUUUAAAAACCCAUAUGUUUAUUCACACAGGAGAGAAAGCUCAUGUUUGUGAGGUAUGUAAUAAGUCAUUUUCCCGUAAGAGUUAUUUAAAAAGCCAUAUGCUUAUUCACACAGAAAAGAAGCCUCUGUGUGAAGUAUGUAACAAGUCGUUUGUAGUAACUAGUUAUUUAAAAGCCCAUAUGCUUAUUCACACAGGAGAGAAAUCACAUGUCUGUGAAGUAUGUAAAAAGUCAUUUGUUGGAACUAGUUAUUUAAAAACCCACAUGCUUAUUCACACAGGAGAGAAACCUCAUGUGUGUGAGGUAUGUUACAAGUCGUUUGUUCGAAGUAGUUCUUUAAAAACCCAUAUGCUUAUUCACACAGGAGAGAAACCUCAUGUGUGUGAAGUAUGUAAUAAGUCAUUUGUUGAAAAGUCAUGUUUGAACAACCAUAUUCUUAUUCACACAGGAAAGAAACCUUAUGCAUGUGAGCAAUGUAAUAAGUCCUUUACUCAAAAAGCUCAUUUAAAUGACCAUAUACUUAUUCACUCUGGAAAGAAACCUUUUAUGUGUGAGGUAUGUAACAAGUCAUUCACUCAAAAAGCUAAUUUAAACAGACAUAUGCUUAAUCACACAGGAAAGAGACCUCAUAUGUGCGAGAUAUGCAAUAAGUCAUUUGCUCAAAAACAUAGUUUAAACAGACAUAUGCUUAAUCACACGGGAGAGAGGCCUUAUGUAUGUGAGAUAUGUAAUAGAUCAUUUACUGAGAAACAUAGUUUAAACAUACAUAGGCUUAAUCACACCGGAGAGAGACCUUAUGUGUGUGAGAUAUGUAAUAAAUCAUUUGCUCAAAAAGUUAGUCUAAACAAACAUGUAUUUAUUCACAUAGGAGGGAAACCUCAUGUUUGUGAGAUAUGUAAUAAGUCAUUUAGUCUCAAACGGAAUUUGGAAAAUCAUAUACUUAUUCAUACUGGAGAAAAACUCUGUGAGUUUCGUAUGUAACAUAUCACUUGGAUGAUAAAAGAAUUGAAAGAUGCAUGCCUACGGAAUACGAAAGUAAUUCUCUGUGCACAUGUGUGUGUUAAUAAGAAACCUUACUUAUCUGUGCACUAAUGAUUUCUCCAUGCUAUAAGUCUUUGAUGAGGUGUGUUUAACUUGUUUUUUAUCACAAUUCUUAAUAAAUCAUUUACUUUUUCCACAAGAGGAAAACCUCAUUUUCACGAGAGUCAUUUUAAAGUAUUCCUGAUUUAAAAAAGUCUUUUAUUAUUUUUGUUAUUUAGUUAGUUAUGAAAGGUUUAAAACAGCUUAUUCGAACAGUGAAAAGUUAGAGAUUGAUUAUACUGUUCUGAACCAGGAAAUUUAUUGAUAUGACAUUUCUAUGUUUCAGGUACUGUCAUGAAAUGUUUGAAACAGUGAACAUUUUCAUUUAAAUAGAAAUUUCAUUUAUAUUUUGCACUCUAAUCCACUUUUCACUGCAUUUUUGUAAAAAGUAUGAAAUUUUAAAUAUAUUGUUUUGUGAUAUCUUUA